CUCCCAUGUUGCCCCGAAUGAACUCGAGAGGCUCCCACUGCUGCCAGCUCUCUGACCCAUCCUCAGCAGCUAGUUUGACUGGCAGCUGCCAGGCCAGCCCUCCUCUCUGCAGCACGGCUCCAAAAUAAAACCUCUGCAGCCGGCCGCCGGCCACCUUCGGGCUCAGCUCGCCUCAGGGAGAACCCACCGGGCCACACGUUCCUUUCAACGCCACAGGAUCGGGGGCGCUUUCCAUGAAAGGAGAAGUUCUCAUUUCUUGAUGUCCUUCUCAACUUUGGACUCUCAGAAAGAGAGAGAGAACAUCACAGGGGGGCUUUUCCACUCCACCCCAAACGACCCUCUAGUCACUGGGCUGAGUCCCCCCUCCUGCCCCUCAAAUUCUGCCAACUGCUUCUCAAGCCCAACCGUUCCAGAUCCCCACAGGGACAAUUCCUGUGGAAGUGACCCUCCAACAUGGGCGUGAAAGCAGCAUUGCCUUCUUACGAGCUGGUGCUCUAUGCACUGGUCGUGUCGUGUGCCAUUGCUUACAGCGGGCAGGAAAUCUUUGAAACGUCUCAAGAGAGCAUGAACCGAAAGGCCUUCCGUGAAAACAUAAAACCCGGAUGGCAUUACUUCGGCAGGAAAAUGGAUGCGGCUGACUUUGAGUGGGCCAUGUGGUUUACAUCUUUUAGGAACUUCAUCAUCUUUGCCCUUUCUGGCCACGUCCUCUUUGCCAAGAUCUGCUCCAUGACAGCACCCCAGCACAGGUCUGCGAUGUACAUGGCGUACGGGAUGGGGACUGUGUUGGUCACCAUGGGAAGCACUUACUUGCUGAUCAUCUUGUCCCACUGCCUGGCAAUGUACACAAUCGCGCUGACUAAACAGAAAUGGCUCUGCUUCCUCGCUGGCCUGUGCAGCCUGGCUUCAUUCAAAGUGGAGCCCUUCAGCACCUGGCAGAAUGGGUUUGUAACAGGAACUUUUGAUCUUCAAGAUGUUCUCUUUUACGGAGGAGCCGGCUUCAGCGUCAUGCGUGCCAUGAGUUUCGCCCUGGAGAACUGUGAGCGGAAAGAAGGGAACUUUUCUGUCUUCGCCCUGCUGAAAUACAACUUCUACCUCCCCUUCUUCUUCUUCGGACCCGUCAUGACCUUUGACCGAUUCCAUGACCAGGUACACAUCAGUGAGCUGCGGCGGAAAGAUUAUGAGAUGUGGCACAUCCACGUCCAUGCUCUCAUCCAUCUUGUGGCCAUUGUGGUUGUGGACAUCUUUUUCCAUUUCUUCUACAUCCUCACCCUCCCUUCGGACAUGAAGUUUGUGAGCCACCUCUCCGACUGGGCAUUAGCUGGCCUGGCAUACUCCAACCUGGUGUACGACUGGGUAAAAGCUGCCGUGAUGUUUGGGGUCAUCAACACCAUUGCCAGGCUGGAUCACCUGGACCCGCCUCAGCCCCCCAAGUGUAUCACCAUGCUCUACGUUUUUGCGGAAACGCACUUUGACAGAGGGAUUAAUGAUUGGCUUUGCAAGUACGUCUACGAUUAUCUUGGAGGAAACCACGACCACAUUUUGAAGGAGCUGGUGGCCACCGUCUCCACGUUCGUCGUCACCACCCUCUGGCUGGGCCCUAGUGAGAUCGUUUACAUCUGGUCCAUCUGCAACUGCUUCGGCCUCAAUUUCGAGUUGUGGGUGCAGCUGUUCUUUCAGCUGAAGCCCUUCGCCAACAUUGAGGCAACGAUGUCAGAGGCCAUGUCUCGACGGAUCAGAGGCUUCUUUGGGGCAGCAAAUUUCUGGGCCAUCGUCCUGUACAACAUCCUCGCCCUCAACAGUCUGGAUUUUGCUCUUCUGGUUGCCGAGAGAAUUCUCCUGACAGGUUUCCCCCUCAGCACCAUCUCCAUCUGGUUCAUCACUUACUGCGGGGUGCAGCUGAUCAAGGAGAGGGAACGCAUGCUGGCCAUACAAGAAGAGGAGAAGCGAGACAAGGAAAAGGCAGAGUAAAGGAGAACCCGCUUUCCAAAGGGGCGCCCGCCCUGCCCUGCCCCACGGCCACCCAUCCCCACAAAGCCAGAGAACCCAACCUCUCCGCCUUGAGCCCCAUAGGCUGCCGGCCGAGAAGCCACGCCGUAGCCGUGUAUAAAUUCCCUUGUACAAGACGAUCCUUUUCCAGUUGAAA
Molecule: messenger RNA, 2143 nt
Organism: Pogona vitticeps (central bearded dragon)
Lineage: Eukaryota; Metazoa; Chordata; Lepidosauria; Squamata; Agamidae
Gene: HHATL
Product: hedgehog acyltransferase like
Biological process (GO): negative regulation of N-terminal protein palmitoylation
Cellular component (GO): endoplasmic reticulum
Molecular function (GO): acyltransferase activity
Source: RefSeq, a predicted model, not a curated record